Triplophysa rosa is the source of this 1942-nucleotide messenger RNA. RefSeq names its product cytosolic 5'-nucleotidase 3-like. Gene Ontology annotation, cellular component: cytoplasm. Bases 1 to 1104 code for a protein of 367 amino acids. NCBI's taxonomy places the organism in Eukaryota, Metazoa, Chordata, Actinopteri, Cypriniformes, Nemacheilidae. The transcript is spliced from 9 exons. Gene Ontology annotation, molecular function: magnesium ion binding; 5'-nucleotidase activity. The record is from RefSeq and is a predicted model, not a curated record.
AUGGACAGUAAAAAAAGAAAAGGGGGUGCAGAGAAAGUUCGAGAAAGUAAAAAGAGGGCUCUUAAGUCCGACUCUGCCAAAUGCGUCAAAUUAACCCAACAUCACUCAAAAGGUUUAAAUUCGGCAGCUGCACCGGAGGACAGCAGUGCUGUAGAGGAUGUUGCUGGAAUCAGUACAGCCAGAGACCCCAGGUCUUCCAGAACCAGUGCUGUGAGGAAGGAUGCUAUGCUAGGCCUAGGAGAGACAGAAAAGAGGGUGGUAAAGAUUGCAGAGUUAUCAAAGAGUUCCGUGUGUAUGAGAGAGCCGGAGAGAGUUCAAGAGAUCUUAACCUCCAUGAGAAACUCUGGAUCCAGCACACUACAGGUGAUCUCAGAUUUUGAUAUGACUCUCACCAGAUUCGCUCACAAUGGCAAACGCUGUCCCACCUGUCACAAUAUUUUGGAAAACGGCAAACUGAUCAGUGAAGAGUGUAAAGCUGAGGUAUAUAUUUUGGAAAACGGCAAACUGAUCAGUGAAGAGUGUAAAGCUGAGUGUGUGUGUGUGUGUGUGUGUGUGUGUUUGUUUGUCGGCAGUACUGAUGUUGUGUGUGUGUGUGUGUGUGUGUGUGUGUGUGUGUGUGUGUUUGUCAGGGCUGGAUACGAGGAGUUUUUUCAUCAUCUGAAUGUGACGCGUGUUCCUCUGUUGAUCUUCUCGGCUGGGAUUGGUGAUGUGUUGGAGGAGGUGAUCAGACAGGCUGGUGUUUUCUAUUCCAAUGUCAAAGUCGUCUCCAACUACAUGGACUUUGAUGAGUCUGGUGUGUUGAGAGCGUUUAAAGGCCAGCUGAUUCACAUCUACAACAAACGUGAAGGAGCGCUGCUCAACACUCAACACUUUCAAGAGCUUCACAGCCGCUCUAACGUUCUUCUGCUCGGAGACUCGCUCGGAGAUCUCAACAUGUCCGAUGGAGUCGCCGACAUGCAGAACAUCCUGAAAAUCGGAUACCUGAAUGACAAGGUGGAUGAGAGAAGGCAGUCGUAUUUAAACUCUUAUGACGUCGUGCUCGUGAAAGAUGAAAGCAUGGACGUGCCCAACGCAAUCCUGCGCUACAUCACAGGACACUCGUGAACUUUUCCUCAAUCACUGAUCAACGUGUGCAGUUGGGCUAGUAGAGAAGCAUAUAAUAUAAUCCGAAGACAUCCAGUAAUGCACCGUAUGGAUGUACAGUGUGUGCUCCAUGCACUCUGCAUUUCACUGUAUAGACCGAGACCGAACACUGGUCUUUUUAACAUGGACAAUGACUCACAGACAAGAACUCCAGAAAUGACAAAAUAUUGGAUUCAAUCUUUUUGUCAACUUGUUUUCUUUCAUUUAGGACUGGUUUUGCGUUUCUUUUUCAAACAGAUUAAUCGUAGGCCUAGUUCAUCUGAGAUUAGGCACCUCAGUCUUUGACUUAAAAAAAGCAUUUUUUGUGAAUAAUUUUGGCAAUAAUAAAUAGAAUAUCACAUCACCAAAAUUUGCAUUGUUGUUCACGCUAGCCUUCUUUAAUCUAGACUUAUUUGUUUAACCAGGAAGUUUGUUUUGAAAUGCUUUAAUUGGCCCUGUCCCAAAUGUGCACUUCUUGUGGUCUCGUGGACUUCAAUUGCGCGUGCUCGCCAAAUCUACGAGUCUGUAGGGUGUCCCAUUUGUCUUUUAGCGCUCAGAAGUCUGCUCGCGAGCGCCUCCUUUGUGCCCUCGAUGCGGUUUUUUGACUGAAGUCCCCUACCCAGGAAUCCUUACGAAUGUCCAAUCACAGGACGGAUGGGAGGAGUGUCGUGGAUGUCAGACAUAUACCUAAACAAGACGGUUACAUUUUUAAAUGUAUGUUUUGAUAAAAUUCUACAUUAAUUAAUUAGUUUCUUAUUCACAUUAUUGCUUAUUUAUUUUCUAUUAAGCCAGCUAUUCAAGAAUAAAAACUUUGAACGCA